AUGGGCCUCUGCUCCUCCUCCACCGCCUCCCGGGCCGCCUCCGACCCCGGCGCCGCAGCCGCGGGUGACGCCGCCGCCGCGGCGGCGGCGAAGAAGGGGCGCGGGAUCGUCGCGUGCGGGAAGCGGACCGACUUCGGCUACGACAAGGACUUCGAGGCGCUCUACUCGCUCGGGAAGCUGCUGGGCCACGGCCAGUUCGGCUACACCUUCGCCGCCGUCGAUCGCGCCUCCUCCGAGCGCGUCGCCGUCAAGCGCAUCGACAAGAACAAGAUGGUCCUUCCUGUCGCUGUUGAAGACGUAAAGCGAGAAGUUAAAAUAUUGAAGGCAUUGCAAGGGCACGAAAAUGUUGUACACUUUUACAAUGCAUUCGAAGAUGACAACUAUGUUUAUAUAGUCAUGGAAUUAUGUGAGGGUGGCGAGCUACUUGAUCGGAUAUUAGCCAAGAAAGAUAGCCGUUAUAGCGAGAAAGAUGCUGCGGUAGUUGUCCGACAGAUGCUCAAGGUUGCAGCUGAGUGCCAUCUGCAUGGUUUGGUUCAUCGGGACAUGAAACCUGAGAACUUCCUAUUCAAAUCAACAAAGGAGGACUCACCCCUUAAGGCUACAGAUUUUGGUCUUUCAGACUUCAUAAGACCAGGGAGGCGGUUCCGUGACAUUGUCGGAAGUGCCUACUAUGUAGCACCAGAAGUACUCAAACGCAAGUCAGGGCCAGAAUCCGAUGUUUGGAGUAUAGGUGUUAUAACCUAUAUUUUGCUGUGUGGAAGACGGCCUUUCUGGGACAAAACUGAAGAUGGGAUAUUUAAAGAGGUCUUAAAAAACAAGCCAGAUUUCCGCCGCAAGCCCUGGCCAAACAUUACUUCAAGUGCAAAAGAUUUUGUACAAAAAUUACUAGUUAAGGAUCCCCGUGCAAGACUAACUGCUGCACAGGCAUUAUCACAUGAUUGGGUGAGAGAAGGAGGAAAGGCAUCUGAAAUACCCUUGGAUAUAUCAGUAUUACAUAAUAUGCGACAGUUUGUGAAAUACAGUCGUUUCAAGCAAUUUGCUUUAAGGGCAUUAGCAUCUACAUUAAACUCAGAAGAGCUGUCCGAUCUUCGUGAUCAGUUCAAUGCCAUUGACGUUGACAAAAAUGGAACGAUUAGUCUGGAGGAACUGAAGCAGGCUCUUGCAAAGGAUGUUCCAUGGAGAUUAAAGGGUCCACGUGUUUUAGAGAUCAUUGAGGCGAUUGACAGUAAUACAGAUGGGCUAGUUGAUUUUGAAGAGUUUGUUGCUGCAACACUACACGUUCAUCAGCUGGUGGAACAUGAUACUGAGAAGUGGAAGUCACUGUCUCAAGCUGCAUUUGAUAAAUUUGAUGUUGACAGAGAUGGCUACAUCACAUCUGAUGAACUUAGAAUGCAUACAGGAAUGAAGGGUUCUAUUGAUCCCCUCCUGGAGGAGGCUGACAUUGACAAAGACGGCAAGAUAAGCCUAGAUGAAUUUCGCCGGCUCUUGAAGACUGCAAGCAUGAGCGCACGCAAUGUGCAAACUCCUAGGGGUGUUCGUGUGUCGUAG
Messenger RNA from Miscanthus lutarioriparius, 1548 nucleotides. Lineage: Eukaryota; Viridiplantae; Streptophyta; Magnoliopsida; Poales; Poaceae. The record is from the annotation of a GenBank genome assembly.